AUGGCAAUCGGACCACUGCCAUCCGACGACUUAGUCCUCGAGUACAAUUUGCUGCACCUCGUGGACGAUGGAGACAGUGCGUCUGGCAACAUGUACACUGGAACGCCCACGUCUUCCGCGGCCGGUGCCCACGUGGACGACCCACUGCCCAAUUGCGCUCUGGGCCCAAGUCGCAUGUCGGCAGCGCCUUCCGCGUCGUGUGCGGCGUUCGCCAGUGCCCCAGGGAGCGCCUGCUGCUCGUCCGCUCUUUCGGUGGUCCACACGAAAGAAGGCGAGACCAUCACGCCGGACGAAGUUGCUGCGUUCCUAUUGGACGGCGAGCAGUUCCUGCACGACUUGGACAAAGUGGAUACACUGGACUGGACGGAUGUGAAUCAGACGCAUCAGAUGGACAUCGAGCCCAGUGAUGGGGUCAUCGAUGAGCUCGAGACGUUCACCGACUUGGAAAUGGAGUCGUCGCCGUGUCCGAGCACGUGUCCGAGUUCCAUGGGCGGACGGUGGAGCGUUGUCGACGCAGAUGAGCUCGAGGGCGUGGGGUACCAGUCCAUGGGCAUGACGGAGAAGUCGGGGACGAAGGGGAUGGGGGAAGAGGCGGCAAUUGAACUGGAACAUCCAGUCGAUGGGCUGUCGAGGGAAGGCGGACGACCUUCUGUGUCUCGGCCUCUGCUUGGCCGCGCUAUGGAAUUGAUGAUGGGCGUACCGGAAACGGUGUCGCACAGUGGUUUGAGUAGUGGUGUAUCCGUUACACCAUCAUCUUGUAUACCAGAGGAGGAGGAGGAGGAGGAGAUGGGCGACGAGGAGAUGGACGAGGAGGACGAAAUGGAGGACGAGAUUAACUUGCUGGCGAAAGAAGUGAAAUACCUGGACGCUCAGAAGGACUUUUUGCACUCUCGUGCUAAGUCAAGUCGCGUUCGACGCAAGAGUGUGAAGCAACGCAGCUCGUGUGGUAAUCACCGGUCGACGCUGGCAAAAAGCCAAGAGAACAAUCAGCUUUUGAACGAACUCGUUGCGCAGCAAAAGGUGUACCAGGACAAUUUCAAGGCUAUGUUGGCGUUCGCUCCAGUAGUUGACGUGCGUAUGGCUUUGAUGACUCCCAUUGAGUCGUACAUCCGGCUUGGCAAGGACUUUAAUGAGCGGAGAGAAACCAUCUUAUCCCUGCGUGAAGAGAAGCUUGACAUGACGUACAAGUUCAUUGAGCAAAAGGCUGCUGGCAUCGAUAUUAAUGAGCCGUACCAGUACUCAGACAUGUUUGAGAAGUUCGGCAAACGCUACUCUGUGGACUUUGCCAUCUCCAAGUAUGAUGGCGUGACUGUUUUCCAGGUUGGUCGCGCCAUUUACGAACAAAUUGCAGGAAAGAAUGAGGCGCUGAACAGUGUUAUGGGAAGCACAACGACACGCGAGUCCUUCGAUACGAUAAAGUGCAACUUUAUGCACCAGCGUAUCGUCUCGAGCAUGAAGUGGGAGGGCGAAGAUGCGGACAAGAUGCCUGACAUGGAGUCGAACGCUAUAUUCUACUGUCGGUUUGGUGACAACUCGGCUGUCUUAGCAACAGAUUAUAUUGACCAAGACGACCUGCACCCGUAUGACACAUCAAACUGCAUCCGCAAGGACGUAUCAAGCGGCGUGGUGCUGUCGGGUCACACAGAUGCCGAUGGUAACAAGUUCGUGGUGAUGAAGCGCUAUUUGAUGGCCAAGUACCACAUGUAUCCGCACAAUGUGUCUCAGAAGCAGCAAGAUCGGUAUUUCGCGAGCAUGCCGAAGUGCCAGGAUAGCAUGAAGACGCUGAUCGUGGACAGUCUCCAGCGCGACGGACCUUGCUGUCCGUGCUAUGCCAAGGAUUGA
Hyaloperonospora brassicae is the source of this 1842-nucleotide messenger RNA. The record is from the annotation of a GenBank genome assembly. NCBI's taxonomy places the organism in Eukaryota, Oomycota, Peronosporomycetes, Peronosporales, Peronosporaceae.